AUGGAAGGUGUUGCGUCAAUGAGUAUGGCCGUGGUGCCGGGCCAGAGUCGUACCCACAACGGCAACGUUGUGGACGAGUCGCCGCCCUGGGGCAAUAUGAGCGAGGAACAGUUCUUCGCUAGCCUCCCCAAGUACGACAUGUUGCCGCUGGCGAAUUGGGAAAACAACCACGUCGUUAUUUAUGCAUUGGUAUGUUCGAAAUUCAUGGGAAAAUUACUAUGGGUUUUGCAAACUUACUGCAUUUUACUUUUGGCUAUGAGGAUACUAUACAUAGAUCAUUAAUGGUAAAACACAAAACGAGAUAGACAGUUUGAUACAAAGUUUAAAUUAACUUCCUUUGAUAUCUGGUAAAAAAGAUCUUUUUAACAAAAUUAAUGCUUUACAUUCAAGUUAAUAUCAUAAUUAACUUUUCUUUUAUCAAAAAAUUGUUUUCGUAGCAGCCAAAGUUAUUACCUAGAGUAAAAACACUACACUACGGUAACUUUGUAAAUAGCAAAAAUUCAUUAGACUGAAGAGUUAGUCUUACUCAGACAUUACUUGCUAUUUUACAUUACCUCAGUGUUAGUUUACCGUUAUUCCUCAAUGUUAAUUUACUGCAAAAGGAUGUUUUGUACUAGCCCCUAUCCAGCAAACAACUUAUUAUUACAUUAGCUGUCUGUCUUUACUCUCGCUGUUUUAAUAUACUUGAUGGUGUACAUUACUCUUCUAGCAUAAACAACUUUACAGUAUUCCCCCAAUAUCGUAUGUUUUCAGCUGUACGCGGCCUUGUUCCUAGUGGGUGUGUGUGGUAACAUCUCGGUGAUUACUCUGAUCCGCCACGUGCACACUGGAAUCACCAUGGACAAUACCAUGAUAUACGUGCUGUUCUUGUGCUGUGUGGACCUAGCCAGUAUCAUACCCCUGCCUAUGGCCAUCGUCGACCAGUUGUUGGGGUUUUGGAUGUUUGGUGGGUUAAUUAGCAUACGAUGUCACUUCUAUGAAAUCGGAACUCGAAAACAUUGCAAAAUGGUGGUUUGAUUGCAAAAGAUGUUAAGAAGAGUGUUUAGAAGUAGUACCAAAAAGUAAAAGCAUGUAGUUAGAAACAGACAUCAACAAGGUUUAGCCUCGCAUAUUAACAUGUUACGAUAGUAGAUAUAUACACGUUAUAAUAGUCGGUAAACUUAAAGACUUGAAACAUUUAUGACAAAAAGUUGCAAAAGUUUCGAAUAAAGAAUUUGAUGGGCAUCAAUCACCCACUCAAGGAGUUGACAUAUAGGAAAUUAAACUGCCGUCAUCCAAAAACACGUCCUGGUGCAGAAGUUUAGUCAAACGUGUAGUGGAAAGUAAUAUACCAAUUAUAUCUUUGCACUUUUUCACAAUGUUUAACUAAAAUAAGAGACAUAAUAACCCAAAAAGUUUUUCAAAAUUUUAAAAAAAGAUAAAAGUACAUUAUAUCAUCCAAAGUAAUUUCAGGUACCUUUUUCUGUAAAUUAUACCGCUGUCUCGAGCACGUCGGCCGUGCUCUAUCGACCUUUGUGCUAGCCGCCAUGUCUUUCGACCGGUUCCUACGAGUAUGUUUCCCCCACAAGAAGAUCAAACGGUGUACUGUAUUCUACCAGUUGUUCGCGUUGAGUGCUCUCACCUUCCUACUACUGUCACCUCUGAUCGUUCGUGCUAGCAGUGAAGAGAUCGUACUCAAAGAGGUGCUACUGGAGAAGCCAUACCGGCUGGCACGAGUCAGGAUCUACAAGUGUGUAGAUCAUCUAGAAGGCACUCCAUUGGCCGUGUUCAUCAUGUACAUGUUCUUGGUGGGCUUCUUCUUUCCGGUUGUCAUGAUCUUCUUCUUCUACGCGUUCAUGGUCAGGAGGUUGAUUGUUAGGUCACGGUCCAUCAAGACUUCGCAGGUAAGAUAGUGGUUUAUAACAGUUCAUGUACCACUUUCAAAUCGUAUUCCAUAAUAUAGUAGUAAGCCUGCUACACAUUUAUGUUUACAUAAAUUGCUAUCUUUACAACAUUAUUAAUUUCUAUCUAUCUAAUUACAAAACCGUGUAGUCUGUUCGGUAAUCACGUGAGAUACUCAAAAAUAGACGUAUAAGUCACGCAAUUACUCUAUCCAUCACAAAAUGAUUGGUUUGUCUCAUACAUAACCAUCUCAUUCUAACAUAUACACAAUUAGUAUUUUACAAUGUACGUAUCUCUGAAGACCUAAAUUACAAGAAAAAUUUGAACAAUCGAAAAAAAAUCACAAAAAAGUACUAGAAUAUUCAUUUUGCAGUUGCCAGUUGCCCGAGUUGCCGGAUACACAAUAGCCAUAUCAGUAUUCUUUGUCAUGUGUUGGUCGCCCUACUGGAUCGCCAUGUUAUACCUGAACUUAUACCGAUAUACAUGGGACGAGACUCAAGUAGAGCAGAUCCACGCAUCAGAGCGGUUCAUCUACAUUAUGUAUGGUAUACAUGCUCUACCGUAUGUGAACUCGGCUUCUAAUUGGCUGUUGUACGGUAAGUUGUUAACAUUUCAGCGUAUGCUUACACUAUGUAAAAUUGUGUAUAUAGAUGGGAAAAUGUAAUUAGAUAAUACAUUUGUCAACACAUAUAUGUCAACAUAUACUUGUUUUAUACUGUAUUGUAUUUCACUCUACUAGCAUUUAAACGUACUUUGAAUGACGUACAAUAACGUAGUUUCCUUGACCUAUUCCAAGAACGACACGUCAGUUUUAGGUUAAUUAUAAAUCAUUGAGCAAAGACAUGGUAUCAACUUUUUAUAAUACUAGAAAAAACAGCAAUUACCUGCCUCUAAAAAAGCGUAUAACGUAUUAAGACAGCAAAUUUUCAUUUUUGCAAUAAACAGUUUUUUAAACGUACAAAAGGUCACGUUGAUAACAACACAAACUCUUAAAUUGUGUAUAAUCUAUGAACAAACUAGUCCUAUUGGUUUAAUUUGUCGCGCAAUAAGUACAAUCAUAGAAAAAAUAGCCACAAUAUAUAUCUCACAACUAUACAUUCAUGAAAAAUGCCAAUACCUCGCUUACCCACCUCGCUUCAGGCCUCCUCAACAGCCAACUCAUGCGUCGUUCCAACGAAUCCAAACGGCAAUGUUCGAGUUCGCAUCGUAUGUCGCGGACGGUGUUCUCCCAGCCCAAUCCACCCAUGUCACAGCCGCUGACCACCAAAGUGGACGACAUGACCCCGACCAAUGGGGCCGAAGAAAGUUCCCUCAUAUCACACCGACCUCAGGACGCUCUCCUCUAA
This is a messenger RNA of Bursaphelenchus okinawaensis, 3227 nucleotides long. The record is from the annotation of a GenBank genome assembly. Lineage: Eukaryota; Metazoa; Nematoda; Chromadorea; Rhabditida; Aphelenchoididae.